Messenger RNA from Plutella xylostella (diamondback moth), 2956 nucleotides. The record is from RefSeq and is a predicted model, not a curated record. Lineage: Eukaryota; Metazoa; Arthropoda; Insecta; Lepidoptera; Plutellidae.
AUGUCUAAUGUUGCGCCGUCCCAGGAACUUGUGAGGUGUCCGGACUGCUCCCAGCCACGUUUUUUCAAGGGACAGAGAGGCCUGAAGAUUCAUCAUGGAAAACAACACCGCCAACCAUCGUCCACGCAGCCACCGCCGCCGCCCGCCCAUGUCCCCACAGACCACAACCACAGUCGGCCUGCUGGUGGCGGGCUGUGGAAGCAAUUAGCGGAGCUAAAGUCCACCUGCCCGGUGGUGGCACGGAUACCCCGCGGCGCGCGGAAUACGGUGGCCGCCUCUCUGUCCAAAUGCAUUCGACAAACAAUAGAAACCAAUGACGUGAGCAGCUGGGAGCAAUUUUUUACCUUUUCUUACCGGACCCUCCACGUGACCCGGGACGGGAAGUCGAGCGGCUCCCUAACACAAAAAAUAAAAAAUAACUGCACGCACCCCACAGAAACCGACAACCCACAUCCACCAUCAAACAGACUCCCCCACCGAAACACCGCACAACUCGUAGAACGCAAGAUAAAUGCGGGGGACAUCAAGGGAGCCGCCCAUCUUCUUUUUUCGUCCGACGCGGCUGCACCCGACACAGCAGAGACUCUGUCCGCCCUGGAGUCAAAACACCCGCUUUCAUCACCAUCCUCGCAGCUUCCACCACCGCCCGACCCCACCGAGCGCACCCCGACAGCCACGGUUGAAGACGUGCAGGCUGCAGUCGCGUCCUUCCGGGGCGGCUCGGCCGGUGGCCUCGACGGACUCUCGCCCCAACAUUAUAAAGAUCUCAUCUUCGGCACAACGGGAGACACUGGCCGAGUCGUGCUGGAGAGCGUGACACAGCUAGUGAACCUCAUGCUGUCGGGAAAGGUUUGCACUGAGAUAACUGAUGUUUUAUACGGUGCAAACCUAUGUGCUCUAAAAAAAAAGGACGGUGGGAUAAGACCUAUCGCUGUGGGAAACGCAAUCCGCCGCGUGGUAUCCAAAAUAUGCUGCAAACACAUCGCGCCAAUACUGUCGGAUAAGUUCCAGCCCACCCAGUUAGGUUUCGGCAGUAAAGGAGGGUGCGAGGCGGCGGUCCACGCGGCGCGCGCGUUCCUCACAAGCGGCGCGGGCGAGGUGCUGCUGAAAGUGGAUGUAAGGAACGCCUUCAACUCGGUUGAGAGGGAAGCUCUGCUGACUCAGAUCAAGGAGGUGGUUCCUGAAAUAUACCACUACAUGUGGCAAUGUUACGGGGAAAAAACAAAAUUAGUAUACAGGAACCACCUCCUUUACUCUGCGGCUGGGUGUCAGCAGGGAGACCCACUCGGUCCAGCGAUAUUCAGUCUGGCUAUUCAUCCGGUGAUAACCAAAAUUAAAUCCAAAUUUAACGUGUGGUAUCUCGAUGAUGGAUCCAUAGGAGAUGAAGCAAGCACCGCUCUUCAAGACCUUGACUCCAUGAUCAAAGAAUUCCAAAACAUCGGACUAGAAUUAAAUUUCUCUAAAUGUGAACUUUUUAUCAACCCCAACCUACCGACAGACAAACAAACAGACAUCCAUAGUAAAUUUAACUCUCUGGCACCCGGUAUCAAAAUCUUAAAUAAAAGCUCGCUUCGUCUCCUCGGAUCCCCAGUUCUUGACGAAUCGAUUCCCAAAUAUAUUGACGACGAAAUCACAAAAUUCCAGGAAUCAUCGCAUCGGCUGGUACAAAUUAAUCCGCAAAUCGCCCUGGUAAUCAUCAGAUACUGUCUUUUCGUCCCAAAAUUUACCUAUGUACUGCGAUGUUCACCUAUUUGGAGACACCAAAAUUUACUUAAUAAUUUGGAUGCGAUGAUCAGAAAUAUACUAACCGAAAUUCUAAAUUGCCAACUGGAUAACCGCAGCUGGGCCCAGGCAUCGCUGCCGAUACGGUUCGGUGGCCUGGGCAUCCGCUCGGCGUCCAGUGUGGCCCUCCCGGCGUUCCUGUCCUCGGCACACAGUACGGCUGGCCUCUACGGAAAGAUAAUUUACCCAUCGCUUGGCGAUGCAGAGGUCACCUACUUGGCCGAGGCCAGGAGCGCCUGGUCAGAUAUCGCUGGCCCACAACAAGAUGUCCCUCGACUACCGGAAUCCCAGAGGCUGUGGGACGAGCCGAUCUGCAGGCAGGUUCAGGAAAAUCUCUUAGAAACUGCCACCAACCCUGCAGACCGCGCCCGCCUCAUGGCUUCUGCCGAACCGGAGUCGGGACAUUGGUUGAGGGCCCUUCCAUCUGCGAGUGUGGGCACACUGCUGGACCGCAACACCUUCAACCUUUCUGUCUGUUUGAGACUAGGCUGUAAGACCAACGAGCCAUAUCGCUGCCGUUGCGGGGACCCCGUCGACCAGCUAGGCCACCACGGCCUCUCCUGUCAGCGGAGUGCCGGCCGAUUACCCCGCCACGCGGCCCUUAACGACGUCAUACGUCGGGCCUUUGCGAGCGCCGGAAUCCCCGCCAUUCUGGAGCCAACCGGCCUGGCGAGAGACGACGGGAAGAGGCCCGACGGUAUGACCGUAAUGCCCUGGAAGUACGGGAAAUGCCUAGUGUGGGACGCCACCUGCACCGACACAGUGGCCCCCUCCCACAUCCAGGGUAGUGCCGCGGCGGCGGGCACGGCGGCGGCUGCUGCAGAAAACCUCAAACGGCGCAAAUACAACGGUCUGUCUGACAGCUACAUAUUUGUGCCGUUUGGGGUUGAGACCCUGGGGCCGUGGGGACCCGAAGCGCGACGAUUAGUAAAAGAACUUUCGUCGCGCCUGGUCGAGGUAUCAAGGGACCAGAGGGCUGGCAGCUAUCUCAGCCAGCGCAUCAGCCUGGCUAUACAGAGAGGGAACGCUGCCAGCCUCCUCGGAACCAUCCCGGGCGACGGCAGCGAACUAAAAGAAAUAUUCUACCUUUGAUAAACUCCUGUUUAUUAAGGGUAGAAUAUUUCCAGGCCAGUUAUAAGUAUUUUAUAUUAUUAUCAUUUUUAUUUGUAAAAUA